Molecule: messenger RNA, 1073 nt
Organism: Elaeis guineensis (African oil palm)
Lineage: Eukaryota; Viridiplantae; Streptophyta; Magnoliopsida; Arecales; Arecaceae
Product: large ribosomal subunit protein eL19y
Biological process (GO): translation
Cellular component (GO): ribosome; cytosolic large ribosomal subunit
Molecular function (GO): RNA binding; structural constituent of ribosome
Source: RefSeq, a predicted model, not a curated record
CAUCGUGUGCAGUGCACGAGUUCAGCGCAGGGUGCACAAAGAAUUUUUCAAGUUUGAAUCACCAAAUCAGCCCAUCAAACUUGAGGCCCAAGAAAUCCAGCGGAAAGGUCACAAACCCUAGCGCCCGGUCGUCCGGUAAUAAAACCCCUCCCGUCGCCGCAUUUCCUCGUCUCUCCUCAAAACUGCACACAGAAAGAUCGAGAGGGCAACAGAGAGGGUAGAGCGAUGGUGUCGCUCAAACUCCAAAAGAGGCUCGCCGCCAGCGUGCUCAAGUGCGGGCGAGGAAAGGUCUGGUUGGAUCCCAAUGAAGUCAACGAGAUCUCCAUGGCGAAUUCUCGCCAAAAUAUUAGAAAGUUGGUCAAAGAUGGAUUCAUUAUCAGGAAGCCCAUGAAGAUCCACUCACGAUCUCGUGCAAGGCGAGCAUUGGAGGCCAAGAGGAAGGGACGCCAUUCUGGAUAUGGUAAGCGCAGAGGUACUAGGGAGGCUAGGCUUCCCACCAAGAUUCUUUGGAUGAGGAGAAUGCGAGUUCUGAGGCGUUUGCUGCGGAAGUACCGGGAAUCAAAGAAGAUCGACAAGCACAUGUAUCAUGACAUGUAUAUGAAAGUGAAAGGUAAUGUCUUCAAGAACAAGAGGGUGCUUAUGGAGAGCAUUCACAAGUCUAAGGCUGAGAAAGCAAGAGAGAAGACUUUGUCUGACCAGUUUGAAGCUAAGAGAGCUAAGAGCAAGGCAAGCAGAGAGAGGAAAUUUGCUAGGAGAGAGGAGCGGUUGGCUCAGGGUCCAGGUGAGCGAGCACCAGCAGCCGCACCUGUCUCUCAAACUGCCGAGGCACCUAAGAAAGGAAAGAAGUGAAACUCAGGUGCAGCAGGUUAUAUGGUCUCAUAUAUGGUAUUAUCUGGAGAGUAGAUUUUUUGAAGUUCAAGCUAAUGUUAAUUUUCUUUAUUGUAAUGUUUCAUGAGAAAUCGACUGCUUGGGACCGAUAUUGCAAGACUUAUUUGUAGUUUAUUUCGAGUUUUUGUGUUAAGCUGGUAUAUUUAGUAUUUGGUUAUUAAAGUAUUGGAGCUGAUUUGAUGACC